This is a messenger RNA of Schistocerca americana (American grasshopper), 2476 nucleotides long. Its product is annotated as serine-threonine kinase receptor-associated protein-like. Lineage: Eukaryota; Metazoa; Arthropoda; Insecta; Orthoptera; Acrididae. Gene Ontology annotation, molecular function: RNA binding; protein binding. Gene Ontology annotation, cellular component: SMN complex. The record is from RefSeq and is a predicted model, not a curated record. Gene Ontology annotation, biological process: spliceosomal snRNP assembly.
AGUCUCAUCCGAAAACGACUACGUAUGCCACGGACGAAACACGAGGGUAGUGUGUAUAAACGGUUUUGAGAAAAUGGCUAAUUUGAGACAGACUCCUUUGACUUGCAGUGGACAUACUAGACCAGUAGUGCAUUUAGCUUUUAGUGAUAUAACGGAAUGUGGAUACUUUUUAAUAUCGGCUUGCAAAGAUGGCAAGCCCAUGCUACGCCAGGGGGACACAGGUGACUGGAUUGGCACAUUUGAGGGUCAUAAGGGUGCUGUUUGGGGUGUUGCACUAAACCCGCAGGCAUCAAAAGCUGCCACAGGUGCAGCUGAUUUCAAUGCCAAGGUGUGGGAUGCUGUUUCCGGUGAAGAAAUUCAUUCUUUUCAACAUAAUCAUAUCGUAAAGAGUGUUAAUUUUUCUUCAGAUAGUGAACUUUUUGUAACUGGUAGCAACGAAAAGCUUAUCAGAGUCUUUGAUCUCAACAAACCGGAAGCAAGCCCUUCCACAUUUGCUGGACACACUUCGGGAAUCAGGCAUGUGUUGUUCUUCAGGAAUGACUCUCAUCUUGUGAGCUGUGCUGACGAUCGCUCUCUGAGAGUUUGGGACCGAACAUCUGGACAGGAAGUACAGAAACUUGAAUUCUCAGCCAUUCCCAGUAGUCUGGAGGUGUCACGAGAUGGUACAACGAUUACUGUGACCCAUGGGAAUAUAGUAAGCUUUUGGGAUGCAAACAGCUUGGAGAAGAUAAGAGAAUUCACCGUCCCUACACAAGUAAAUUCUGCAUCGUUGCAUCCUGAUAAGACUAUAUUUGUUUGUGGUGGAGAAGACUUGAAAAUGUAUAAAUUUGAUUACACUACAGGAACUGAAAUUGAAUCCUUCAAAGGUCACUUUGGACCAGUUCACUGUGUGAGGUUCUCCCCUGAUGGUGAGCUGUAUGCUUCUGGUUCUGAGGAUGGAACUUUACGUUUGUGGCAGACAACUGUUGGCAAGACCUAUGGCUUGUGGAAAUGCAUUGAGGGAACACUGGCAGAGCCAAUUGCCCCACAAAAGCAGGAAGUUUCAGCCAGCUAGAAUUGACUGCUAUGGAAGUCUCGUAUUUAUUUGACUUUAUAAAUAUGUAUAAAAAGAAUUAUCUUCUGACAGCUGAAUCUCUCUCGUGUUGUCAUGAUUUUCAGUGACUGAGGACACUUCGUAUGAUAGGGUUUCAAGGAAAAUGGAGGAGGAGAAAGAAACUUACUGCUUUAUUUCAUGUUUCUCUGGGAGAGAUGUGAUUUUUUUUUGGAUGCAUUCAUGUGACAAUUACCAUGAACGAAGACAUCACUUGUGGUAGUUCUGAAUUGUUUAAACACUUUUUUUUAAGUGAGUCACAAAAUAUUUAAUGGCUCACCAUGUUGUACGUGUGCAAUUUUAAUCCAAGUCUUUAGAACUCCCUGCAUUUAGAACUGUUACUUUCUUUGUGUAGUCAGUUCAGCUCCUAUUAGAAAUAUUUAAGCAUUUUUGUUAUAAAUUGUUUUGCUUUGUAGUAAAUAUUGAUGUGUAGCUUUCUGGGAAUCACAGUGAGGAAAUGUAUUCAUCAGACCAUUAAAUCAUUAAGUAGUAUUUACAAAUGGCAGUAUUUCCAAUUUUGAUAGAUCUUAGCUAUGGUAGUAUAUAUUUUGCAGCUUACUCAAUGUGCAGUAGUUUCAACUGUAGAGCCAUGUUAGUAAUUGAAAAACUUUGCUCCUGUGAAUAUAGUACCUUUACUCAUGGAAAUUUCAGAUUAUAGACUCAUAAAUUGUCCAGUUGUAAAAAUACACAUAAAUGUGGUUUCAUGGAGUAUAAAAUUUUAUGAUGAUUUAUUGACAAUCUUUGCUUUGCUUUUUCUGUUGAAACCGUUAUAUUUUAUGGCUUAUGUUUUUAUUUCUGAUUCAGAUUUCUCACAGUAAUGUUUUAUGGUUUAACCAGAGCAGUUCUAAAUGAGUAUUGUGGGCUGAAUGUAGUAAUUUUUCAUUGUUGUGUAAAGCUAAUUUUAAUUCAUGACAAAUAGGAUAAGGGUAUAGACAUAAUUCUAGUAUAAUUGUGCAUUUCAAUAAAUGUAAGUAUUCAUUGUAGGUGAUGGUAUAUCUUUUUGUACAUGUAUGACUGUAAGUGGGACAGGUAUGCCAAGUUCCUGGGGUCAAUGCUAAUUUGGAAUCAGUUUCCACAGUGCAUUUACUAGGGCCAUGAAUUAGAAAUGUGGGAGGGGGCAUACCAAAUGAAUAUUUUUCUCGGGCUGUGUUCGUGAAAAGAACACAUGGGGUAUACGAAGUGGUUUGAGCAUAGUGUAUUUUAUAACAUUAAUACUUUUUAUACCAUUAAUAAAUAGUAGCUUCCAUUUUGUACAGUGUAUUUAUUGUGUGGAAGAACUAAGCCAUUAUAAGAGUAUGUAUGCCCUGUAUAUUAUUGACUGUAUGAAAUUAAUUAUGUAAAAAGUUCAUUGUAAAAUGAAAUAAAUCUGUACAUGUUUUGUUCAUA